CGUCGAAAACUAACGGCGUGAAGGGCAGGAGGGAAAUGAAAACUACGAAAAUGUUCAAACCCCAAAAUAUAAACUUUACCGCAACUUUUCCAAUCUUUGCUCCCUCUUACUCACUAACCUGCUCAUAGUUUUUGUUGAAUUUUUGCCUUAAUUAGACUCUUAUUUUUUAGGGCAAAUCGAUCAAAAACCCAACAAUCCAACAACAGUACCUCGGUUUCUUAAUUGAGAGGUUCAAAAAUCGGUUUCUCUCGAUGCAUUAUUUCUCUCUCUCAUAUUCUGCUUCCCAAAGGUGGUGAGUUGAUUGGUUUGAAGGAGUUGGGAGUUAUAAACGGUCUGAACAGAGUAAUUUAUGGCAAAAGUUGCUGCACCGGGUGGCUUGUUAGGUUCUGUCACUGUUCAAAUUGGUGGUGGUGGUGGUGGUGCUUCUUUAACUGAUGGUCCAAUGGUUAGAAGGAAGACUCCGUCGGAACUGAGAGGAGAGCAGCUGAAGAGGACAAAAGUUCUGGAGAUUGUAGAUGAAUCUCCAAUGGGUUCAAAGAAUAAUAGUAGUGCGGUGGAUAAUGGGCCUAGGAAACCAGAUGCAUCAAGGACUCCUAGAUACAUUGACACCCGUAUGGAUGAAGUAUAUCCUGUCAAAAAAUCCAGGCUUAGGAUGCUUUCUGUAAAAGACAGUGCAAAGGAAAUUACAUCAACUGAGCAACCAAUUAGCCUGAAGAACAUCACUAUGCUUUCAACUCUGGCUGCCAAGAGGCGACAACUUUCACGUCCAGAGAAUUCAGUUGCUUCUGAUGAAGUUUCAAAAGAUGGUGUGGUACAACCUCGCCAAACAAUUGAAAAUUGCAGUCAAAGUAUAUUUCGCAGUGUUGCUCAGCUUUCAUCCAGUUGUGAAAAGUCAUCUGGAUUGGCAUUUGUUGACAUGGAUAAAGCAUUAAAAGGACUUGUGGCCCAUGAAAUGCCUUACACUUCUGGUUUAAAUGCUGCUUCUGAAAUAGCUGGCAACCACAGUGGCAAUUUCUGCUCUGAAUGCAAUAUAGCUGGCCUAAAAGCUCCUCUUGAUUUUACUUUGAAAACUAGAAUGCGGGUGGCGUCCUCUUGCUCAGUUAAUCAAAUUCAUAGGUCAAUCAUGAGCAGUACCUACAAUGGCAUGCCACAGCUUGCAUCCCAAUUUGGAGAUUCCCAGGACAAUAGAAGCUCAGGGCAGGCACUGGCUUCUCAAAUCCUUAGUUCUAAAGCUUUGCAUUCAUGGGUUUACCCUCAAUCUACCUUACCUGCUGCUGUCAUAUCAGUGCUAACCUUGUCAGCAACUGAGGGAGAUUUUAUAAGAAAACGGCAACUGGCGUGGGAGGAUUCUUUUCGGAGUCUUUAUUACAUGCUUCGAAAGAACAUUUGCAAUAUUUUUUAUGUGUGCACUUCACAAUUUGUGGUGAUGUUCACUAAUAGUGAUGGCCCAGGAAGAACUGCACACCUAUGCAAUGCUUACAUCUCCCAGUCAACAAGAGGUUUGAGGUCGUUGUUGAGAGAGCAUGAUAUUUGUUUCUCUAUGCCACUUUGUCAUUCUAAGGUAGAGCAAGUCACCACUGAAGAUUUAGUUGAGCUCUCUGAGAUUGAGAAACAGAAUUUGGGCCAGACUCGUCGGCUUAGUUCCUUGUCUGAUGUUGAUAAUAGCCCACAAUCUCUGCUGGCUUUCUGUGGAAACAAGAAUGUACAUGGAUUAUAUGAUUUUUUGUUAAAUUACAGAUCUUCCCUUACCUUUCUUUCUGGAGUUGAUGUUCCUGUAUUGUAUUCACCUGUUCCAUUUCAGAAUGCAGCUCUUUCUGCUCCGGAGAUAAAAUGUGUAGAGGUAAAAAGAGCCGACAAUAAUGCUGCCUCCCCUAAAGGCACUGGAUCUAGUCAAGGUUCAUCCACCGGUCUCUUGUCCAGCAUAGAAAUUAAGGAUGCAUGUAUCCCACCAUGGAUUGUUUGCCGUGUAUGUGCUCUCAUGGGUUCUGAAGGGAGAAACUUUGAGGCUAGCUUUACAACAGAACGCACCUCAAUUGGCUUGAAUGCGGCUCUUGAGACAGCCUGUGAGAAACCUGAUCAAGCUGCAGCGGUUGAAGGCUUGCAAGAAAGCAGUCAUGCUUUUGGUAUUCCAGAAGCCACCGUUGCUCCUUGCUUGGGUUCUGGCUUCUUAAAAGGCUUGAAGUACUGUGAUGGUUCUUAUACAGCUUCCCUCUCUCCAGCCUGACAUUUUGCUCAUGGAGUCUCUGAUAGAGACGCAGCAUGGAUGUAUUUCUCUGCAUUUCGCUGAUUAAAUCAAUCCUCUCUCCAUGUUCUUUCUUUCUGUAAUUCCAUCCAAUGUAAUCUUAUUUGUUUAACGGAAUGAGAGUAACUGAUUGACGCUA
This is a messenger RNA of Populus trichocarpa (black cottonwood), 2381 nucleotides long. RefSeq lists its product as uncharacterized. The record is from RefSeq and is a predicted model, not a curated record. Gene Ontology annotation, biological process: nuclear DNA replication. NCBI's taxonomy places the organism in Eukaryota, Viridiplantae, Streptophyta, Magnoliopsida, Malpighiales, Salicaceae. The transcript is spliced from 15 exons. The coding region runs from base 350 to 2224 and encodes 624 amino acids. Gene Ontology annotation, cellular component: nucleus.